Halteromyces radiatus is the source of this 1618-nucleotide messenger RNA. RefSeq names its product GLE1-like protein-domain-containing protein. Lineage: Eukaryota; Fungi; Mucoromycota; Mucoromycetes; Mucorales; Cunninghamellaceae. The transcript has 10 exons. The record is from RefSeq and is a predicted model, not a curated record. Gene Ontology annotation, molecular function: phospholipid binding; translation initiation factor binding; inositol hexakisphosphate binding. Gene Ontology annotation, biological process: poly(A)+ mRNA export from nucleus; regulation of translational termination; regulation of translational initiation. Gene Ontology annotation, cellular component: nuclear pore; cytoplasm; nuclear pore cytoplasmic filaments. The coding region runs from base 151 to 1341 and encodes 396 amino acids.
UUUCUCUGAUAGUAUUCUUUAUAAAGAAAGAAUGGGUAGUUUGUAUCAACCGAAGGUUAUGAUAUUGAACCUUUAAUACAACAUCGGAAAAAAUUGGAACAACAACGACAACUCUAUUUGGAAAAACAACGCAAGAAACAACGCGAUGAAAUGGAUAAGCUACAAAAGUUGAUCUCUUCAAUGAAAGUCUCUUUGGCCAACCACGAAAAGGAAUUGGAUCAACGUUUUAAUGAUGAUACUGCUAAACACAAAAAGUUGGUGGAAGAUGCUAUUGCUUUCGAUGUGAGAAAAUAUGAAGAAGAAAUGAAACAGAAAAAGGCUAAAGAAGAAGAUGAAAAGAAUAAGAAACAACUUUUGGAAGCAAAAAAGAAAGCUCAGGCUGAAAAGAAGGCUCAAUUGGAAUUGGAACAAAAAAAACUGUCUUCAAAUAAAGGUGGUGCUUCAUCAACAGGAUUGGAAGAAUACAACAAACAUAUGGCUGCUAUCGAAAACUACAAGAAGAACAUUAAACCCAAGCUUGAAGACCCUGCAUUUAGAAAACAAUGCUUUGAAGCCAGACGACUUAUCAAGAGAACAAUUAUCCAACUUCAAUUCAAACACAAUGUUAUUCUCGAAAAGUAUCAAAUUUUACGGGAUCAUAUUCUCAAUGUCAAAAAUCAAUCUAUCGAUGCUUUCCAUGUCCUACUGAAUCAUGUAGGAAAAACACUUUUGUUACAAGUUAGGCAAGAAGUGGAUGGGGCUCCAUUUUCAGCAUACUUUUUGGCAAAGUUGGCAGUAUUACUUGCUGGUAGCAUUCCUGAAUUCAAGGAUUAUCUUUAUGGACGACUUUUGAAACGCUGUCCUUAUCUUGUUCCCAACUACUUUGAUUAUGAUUCGACAUUAUCACACGACGAAAUCAAGAAACUUCUUCACUAUCAAUACGAUGAAGAUAAAAAGGAAUUCCAAUCAUUUUUACAAUAUGCUCCUAAGCAACGGUGUUAUGUGAUGUUUUUUGCUGCCAUGAUCACAACUGUUCCAGGCGCUGGUCAUCCUGCAAAUCCAUUCUCCAUUGGUUUAGGCUGGACUUGGUGUGCACGGAUCAUGAAUAUGUCGCAACGCGAAAUCACUCCCACUUUGAUUCAUGCUUUUUUGGAAAUUGCUGGCAAUCGCAUGGUUCAAGCUUAUCCUCGUCAAUUCCCCAAGGUGCUACGUCUUCUUUAUGAUCAAGUCAUUCCUACUACACCAAUUCAUCCAAACAAAGAUAACGUCAGUGCUAUUUCGGUUUUGAAAAUGUAUUUGGAGGAUUAUUUCAAUACUGGAAAUAUGGUACCAAUCCCUGAAAUUAUGAAAGCUAAUGUAUAGUCUAGACAUUUCCUCCUUUCCCUUCACUUUUUGUUAUACUGUUUUUUUUUAUAUACUAUCUUGAUCUUUUUGUCACCUUCAUCUUUUGUAGAUCUUUUCCAGUUCAUGUUUAUAUAUAUAUUCCAUUUUGUUUUUAUACAUAUUUUUAAUCCCCAUUUAUAUGUUUUUUUUUUUUAAUGAUUCAAAUAAAGCAUCAUCCAUUUAUCUGUCAUCGUUAUUAAAAUCUACAAAAAGAGAACUUCUUUUGAUGGCGGAUGAAUGAAUAAAAAAGGUGAAU